AAACAAGAGAAGGAAAGAAGCUAAUGUGAAAGAAAUAGUACAAAGAAAGAAAGACAGAAAGAAAAAAUAUAAUAAGAGCAGUACAUGGAGCAAACUGUAAUAAAUAGACAUAACAGCUUUCAAAAGAUAAGAAAGAAAGAAAGAAAAAUACUACAAGAAUACAAAUUGUCAAAAGUCUGUCUGUCUCUCUCUCUCUCUCUCUCUCUCAGAGUUCUUCCACUACAAGUUUCCAUACCUACACCUUCCAUUUCCAUGUCUAAAGAUCACAUAACCCAGCAAAUUCUACCAGAACUUGAAGAAUCUGCCACAUCACAAGGUCCCAAGCAAGACGAUGGUGAGGUAGUUGCUGCUGAUGAACUAGUACCAAGUGAUCAAGAAGAGUGCAAAACACCAACUUCUAGUAAUCACAAGAUACCAACUAUCCGAAGCUGCCCACCAACACCAAAAAAGAAAGUGCAAAAAUUGUUCUUGAACAAGAGGAAAUUGCCUGAGAUGGACUUCUUUGAAGCUGCUAAUAGAGAUGAGGUAGAGUCUUUCUUUCGAUCUAGCUUUGAGUUAGCUAGAGUUGAAUAUCGUCGCAUGAAGAGAAGAUGUAGAAGUCAUUGAUGAUCAGAUUUUCUUUAAAUUUAUGAUCUCUUCAUAUGUGUACAUAUAUGCAAUAUAUUUAAUUUUUUAUUCUUAUGUAUGAAUCUUGAUAAAUCUAGCUAUAGCUAACACUUAAUUUUUAUCUGUUUAAUUAUACUUAUGAUCUUUAUUGAGGUGUAGAAAUGGAUCGAUCAUGAUGUUAGCUAGGCCUAUGACUAUGAUCAUAAAUUAUCUAUCCAUUUUUAUCUUUGUUCAUCUUCAACAGAAAGAAAGUUUUGUUUCUUCUGUUAGUACAAUCUCUUUCUUGCCCCUA
Messenger RNA from Hevea brasiliensis (rubber tree), 898 nucleotides. Its product is annotated as cyclin-dependent protein kinase inhibitor SMR2. Bases 85 to 606 code for a protein of 173 amino acids. Lineage: Eukaryota; Viridiplantae; Streptophyta; Magnoliopsida; Malpighiales; Euphorbiaceae. Gene Ontology annotation, biological process: regulation of DNA endoreduplication. The transcript has a single exon. The record is from RefSeq and is a predicted model, not a curated record.